Messenger RNA from Gymnodraco acuticeps, 3500 nucleotides. It is a transcript of the gene akt1, whose product is annotated as v-akt murine thymoma viral oncogene homolog 1. The record is from RefSeq and is a predicted model, not a curated record. Gene Ontology annotation, molecular function: ATP binding; protein serine/threonine kinase activity. Lineage: Eukaryota; Metazoa; Chordata; Actinopteri; Perciformes; Bathydraconidae. Gene Ontology annotation, biological process: protein phosphorylation.
GACCCGGGAGACGGGCUGCCACAGAGGCAUUGCAGACAGCGCGUUUGGGAGGUGUAGUGGAAGAAAGGCAAAGAAACGGAGUAAAUGAGACCACUUUGUCCAGAUUGUUGAAGGACUUAUCAACUUAAUACACCGCCGAAACAGCUCACUAUAAUGAGACGGACACAUUGUUGAAUUCCUGUCCAGGUAUCCACCAUUGAGAAGGCGGCUGUAAACCCCAAGACCUCGUCUCCAGGCUCCAGCAAAGAGCCCUGUGAAGAAAACUUGGGAAACAAAGCUGUGUCUCUCCCUGUGGGAAACCUGGAUCCUCCACCCUGCCCACCAACAUGACCAAUGUGGUGAUUGUCAAGGAGGGGUGGCUGCAUAAAAGAGGAGAAUACAUCAAGACCUGGAGGCCGAGGUAUUUUCUCCUGAAGAGUGAUGGUACAUUCAUUGGCUACAAAGAGCGACCGCAAGAUGUUGACCAGCUGGAAACCCCCUUAAAUAACUUCUCUGUCGCACAGUGCCAGCUGAUGAAGACGGAACGGCCCAAGCCCAACACAUUCAUCAUCCGCUGCCUGCAGUGGACCACUGUCAUCGAGCGCACCUUCCACGUGGAGACCCCCGAGGAGAGGGAAGAAUGGACUAAAGCCAUCCAAGCAGUGGCUGAAGGCCUCCAGAAACAAGAGGAGGAGAUGAUAGACCUCUCUCCGGACCCCAUGGACAUGGAGGUCUACCUGACCAAACCCAGACAGAAAGUGACUAUGCACGACUUUGAAUACCUCAAACUCCUGGGAAAAGGCACUUUUGGCAAAGUUAUCCUGGUAAAGGAGAAGGCCACAGGACGCUACUACGCCAUGAAGAUCCUGAAGAAGGAGGUGAUCGUAGCAAAAGAUGAAGUGGCGCACACACUCACAGAGAACAGAGUCCUCCAGAAUUCAAAGCAUCCGUUCUUGACAGGACUGAAAUACUCCUUCCAGACACAUGACCGCUUGUGCUUCGUAAUGGAGUAUGCAAAUGGCGGCGAGCUUUUCUUCCACCUGUCAAGGGAUCGUGUAUUCUCAGAGGAGCGGGCGCGAUUCUACGGUGCGGAGAUUGUGUCGGCGCUGGACUACCUGCAUGCUGAGAGAAACGUGGUGUAUCGAGAUCUUAAGCUGGAAAACCUUAUGCUGGACAAAGACGGACACAUAAAGAUCACAGAUUUCGGCCUGUGUAAGGAGGGGAUCACAGAUGGCGCCACCAUGAAAACGUUCUGUGGGACGCCAGAAUACCUGGCACCCGAGGUGCUGGAAGACAAUGACUACGGCCGGGCAGUGGACUGGUGGGGUCUGGGGGUGGUGAUGUACGAGAUGAUGUGUGGCAGACUGCCUUUCUACAACCAGGACCACGAGAAGCUGUUCGAGCUCAUCCUCAUGGAAGACAUUCGCUUCCCUCGGACACUUGGCGUCGAGGCCCGCUCGCUGCUCUCUGGCCUCCUAAAGAAAGAGCCAACGCAGAGGUUAGGUGGCGGAUCUGACGAUGCCAAGGAAAUCAUGCAACACAAGUUUUUUGCAUCAAUUGAAUGGCAAGACGUUUAUGAGAAGAAGCUGGUCCCGCCGUUCAAGCCCCAAGUUACCUCGGAGACGGACACACGAUAUUUUGACGAGGAGUUCACAGCACAGACCAUCACUAUUACGCCACCUGGACAAGAAGACAGUAUGGAGUCGUUUGACAGCGAGCGGAGACCCCACUUCCCCCAGUUCUCCUACUCUGCCAGUGGGACGGCCUAAAGCGACUAUCAUCUGUUCACCUGGUCCCACCGCCUCCCCCCACCCCCGCCCGACUGCACUCUCUAAAGACCGGGGCCACAGCCCCAUCCUCCCUGCAUUGUCUGCAAGAUGCCGUCGGUGGAUGUAACAUUUCAAAUCUGCAAGUUGUGUUUUCCAGGAAGGAGGAAACUCAAGACAAAACAAAGAUCACUGUGGUUGUUCUGAGGCCUUUGAAGACUGACCACGAGAGAGUUCAACACUACCCUGCAUCUCCUAGUUGUUGUGUUGUAUACUGAGCAGGCAUCCAUACACCAUAAUGAAUAGGGAAGUGCAGUCAUGUUAUGCCCAAAUUAGGCCACUGAUGUGAGUUUUUGUAAUAAAAAUAUACAACUGAAUAUGAAUCAACCAUUUCAAAUAGAACACAGGCAUACUGCGGACCAAAAAAGAUCACGUGAGCAGAGUGUGUUGUUUAUCGAGUGGGUAAACAAUCCAUGUUUUCCUCUCUUAAGACUUCUGAACAAUUCCUAGAAUUUUUUUAGUGAAUGUACCGUAUCAAAUAAAGUCAACAUUUCUGCAUUCUUACGUCUUGUAACACAUGGCUGAUUCUCCUAAGACUGAAAUCUUCGGGAGGGGAUUUGUAUUGUAUCACUUUUCUACUUACCCUGAUGCAAAACUGACACCAAUCAGUGUGUUGUAUUAUCAUACCACACCACAACGGGUCUAAUGUGAGGAGUCACAGAGUGGUUAAUCAUUCAGGUAAUGCAUUCCUCUUGACUGUUUGCAAAGUCACUGAGAGGCCCCACAGUUUCCUGUUCAGGAUAAUAAUGAGCUCCUCCACCCCUCCUGAAGUAGGUGCUUUUAGUUCCUGAUGCCUUGCUGUCUCGAUGCUGAGCUGCAGACCUCCUGGUUUCCUCUGAUCAGGGUCACUCACUGCUGACCAAUCAGAAACUCUUCUCUCCUCUGGGUUUUUCCUCCAUGUACAGUUCAGUAUUGGGUGUUUUCCACCCAGUGCAUUCACUGCAGCCUCAAUGAGGUCAUUACACAUAAUACACUUAUUUUGGAAUACUUUGCAGACAAACUGGGCUUCAGGGGAAACACACACAAAGAGUUAUCUUUGAUUUGUUACUUUAGGGGACUUCUAUCCCUUCACGAGCUUCUGAGUUAUUUAUAUGAGACCAGCAUUGACUAAAAUGAGUUUUCUUGUGCCAAUGAUAUGUACUUUGCUGCCCCAAAAUGAUUGUAUCUGGCUUUGUAUUUGUAGUUUUUUGGUUGGAAAAUACUGAAUUAGCUUAUUUUAUAAUGUAAAUUCUAAUAUUGUUGAUACAAAUAAAACAAGAGUUUCUUGUUGAAUGAUUCCCCCCCCCCCCCCCCCCCCCCCUUUUACAGACAACUGAGGCUUCACUGAAACUCCUAUUUGAAAGUGUACUAAGAAGUUUCCAAAAGCGCUUCAGUAUUUCUUUUUUUUUAUGACAGAUAAUCAUUUUUCCAAAAGUGCAUCAUUAUACGUUAUUGAAUGUAAUGGUUUUUAUGAUAUUGUUUUCACUUCAAUCGUUUGCAAGCCUUUUGUUCAGUUUUUGAUUGUUACUUACUCCUAUGCACGCUCACCCUUCUGCUGUCACCUUCUGAAAAUAGGGAAAUACAUUUUAUUUCAACAUUUUUGUACCUGCCCUCCCAUAUUCCUGAGACCGAGGACACCAGCUUUAGUAAACAAAUAAUAUAAACUUUGUACACUGUUUUUACUCAAAUUGAUGAAAUAAAAGGUCUUAACAAAAA